Messenger RNA from Lepisosteus oculatus (spotted gar), 4207 nucleotides. RefSeq lists its product as uncharacterized. Lineage: Eukaryota; Metazoa; Chordata; Actinopteri; Semionotiformes; Lepisosteidae. The record is from RefSeq and is a predicted model, not a curated record.
AAUGUCGAUACACAGGUUGGAAGGUAUGUGAUGUGGAAGAUGCACUGGAUACUGAAUUUCUUGGAAUCCCAGAAGUUAAAUCAGUACGGACACAAAAAUGCAGAAGCCUAGAUGAGAACAAUAUUGUCAUAUCAUCUCAUUUACUGGUUGGGCCUCUGUCAUCAUACGUCCAAGAUGGGCUUCUUAAAGAAGAUCUACAAGCAACUAGACAAUUGUCUGCCAAGUGUUUCUCAUUUGAAAGCUGCUCCACAAGAGCUCUCAAUGUUCACCAAGACAAACAGUUACAGAGCACACCCAACACUGCAAUUAGAAUAGAUUCAUUCCUUCCAACAAAGCCAAGAAGGGCACACAGGUGCAGGAACCCCAGUGAUACUUCCUUCAAAUUUUCAGAGAUUAAGCAGAUCCUAUCUCUGACACAUGGUAGCUUAUCAACCCCAUUUACCCAGAAAGCUAUGCAAACUGCUAUCAGCAAAGAAAAAGAUGCCAAAAUAACAUCACACCAUCUCACCUAUACCGAUUGUGCAUUUCAGGGAUUUUCAGCAGUGUAUCCAAAAGAAACGGUACCAACCACACUUCAGGACUUUAAUCACAAUAAUUUUUGUGCUGACCAUGCCAUGCUAAAGUCUGCAUCAGGAAGCAGCAUAUCUGAUGAAAUAAGAGCACUAAGCAAUACUUCACAAAGCUGCACUUCCAUGAUUCUUGGAAAUAAGUUUAAUGUAGGUGACCAAAUAAAGAUCAACCACAUACAGCACCUGUUGGACCCUGGAACCUCAAGUUGCUGCAGUCUAAAUUGCUGUUUGGGUUCUUUAGUGCAGGCCAUGGCUCAGUACAACUUACAGUGCAUGCCUUCUUCUUUGCAAAGGGUAGUGAUUAAGAGAUGUCAUCCAAACAAAGGCCAGCAUCCCACCAGGCAAAGAGGGAGAAACAUGUCAUACCAACAGAAUCAACAAGUGAUUGAAAUACCCUGGAGGAGAGUUCAAAGGGACACAGCGAGAUUCUCAGAACAAACCAUUGGCAGUGGAAAACAGAGACCUGAGGCUAUGGAGAGAUUUUGUGAGCCAGACUCCCAGCGUUACCAGACUGCUGCAGAGCCUGAGAUGCCAAAGAAUUGUGUCACAGUGCCACUUAUUCUCCAGGUUAUUAGAGAGAGGAUGAAUCAAGCCUCUACAGAAAGAAGUUCAAUUCACUAGUUAAUUACUUUUACUUACCUUUUAAGGAAAUUCCUUUUUUUGAAAUUGCUGUAGAUUUUAAACUACCACUAAAUGAUAAACCCUAAAAUAUCACUAUAAUGGAAUAUUCUGCUUUUUGGUCAUAUCUUUUCUUUUUUUACUAUGAUGUUUAGUGUAAUCAGAUAUAUUAUUUUUUGUAAAUAAUCAUAUUUCUGUAUAGCAAGGUCUAUAUAUAUAUAUGUUAAUAAACUAGGAUUGACUAGGGCUAAUAAGGGAACACAAAGAAAUAGCUUGAAAUUGAAAGAUCCCUCUGCAAUUAAACUCACACAACUUGAUAAAAUAUUAUGGUGUAGUUUUGUUAACUUUAUUGUGCAAGUAUAGUUUAUCUUCCUAUUUACUGAUAAUGUUGAUAUUAACACUAAUACCUAUAGACAACGUACACAAUUUCUUCUAGAUUUUUUAUUCAAAGAAAUCUUCAGACGAUGUAAUUUUCUACAGUGUAAAAGGUAAUGACUUCUUAAAAUAACAAAGGAAAGAAUAUAUGUAAUAAUUGUACAACAAUGUGAAAUCCAGAAUUUUAACAACAGAGUUACAAAAUCAUUGGCUAUCCAGAUGAUACUGUAAAGGUUUAAAUAAUGCAAAAUAAAUCAAUAAAGCCAUUUCCUUGAUUCUUUAAACAGAUGUGAUACAUUAAUCCAUUAAUAUAUUAAUAACAUAUAUUAGUCCUAAUAUCUGUGAUACAAGCAAAUUCUGGUUCAGCGGCUGUAAUAUAAAAUUCCAUGGAAAAAUAAACAUUUUAUUCAAAGAUUAGAGCCCAGAAAGCUGCUUAAAGUCAUAAACUGCCAUCAAAUCUCAGCAUUAACACACUUAUCACUUAAAUUAACAGGUGCUGAAGUACGCUUAAUUCAAAUGCAGAAAACCACAAAGCAAGCAAGUGAUUUUCAUGCAAAAAUUCUUAUUGUUUCUAUUACUCAUAGUCACAAUCAUAGUAAUUAUCAUGUAGUGUACAUGGUUCUAAAAGGGAAAAGGAGCAAGAGGGGGGAAUGAUGCAUUUAAUUUUUAGGAUAUUGUUAAUUAUUCUGGCUAUUGUGAAGCAGCUCAGAAGAUAUUGAGAGUAGAAAUCAGCUUGGUUAAAGGUGCAAGUUAUAUUCUUAAUCUAAUCACCUCCUGCCGAGAGAAGUUUAAUUAUAGUGAUAAUAUUCUUUGAUGAUAUUCUAUGAUUUGUGCCUCUCUGGGGAGUUAUUAUGAAGCCUCAGCACUGUAGUCAGCUAUUGUUUACAUUAAUGGGCUAGAAACCACAAAUGUUACUGCUCUGCAGAUUACUCUGAUAAUGUUAAUAGAAUUUGGGGUUUACAUUGCAUAAUAUUCAAAGGACAGUAAGUAACAAAGCAUAUUUGAUGAAUAACAUAUUCAUCAAAAAUACAAAAUUAACUGUAUUGCAUCCACGAAAGCAUUGCACAGUUUAUCUCACAAUGCUAUUUUAAGGUUAAUUUAAGCCAGUCAUUUUUUUAAAUAAAAACCUUUUAUUUGGCUUUUACCAGGUUACAGAAUGUUAACAAUGAUGUAAUCCUCAAGGGCCUGUCAUCUGUCCCUACGUUGAAAAAAACAAGGACAAACAAAAAUAUAAAACCUGAACUAAACAUUGAAAAUAUUCACUGUUCUUGCAGACUAAAAAAACAGCACAUGAAAGGUACCGACAAUGGGAAUGUCAUUUGGCCUAACUAGCUCAAAAUGGGUUAAUAUCAUUUGUUUUCUAAAGGUCCCUGAUGUUAACGAGUUUUGUGAAUGUUUGUGGAAAAAGUAGCAUUCAUACUGAAUAUAUUAUUGUAUAUAAACAUAAAUUUUAAUUAUAUUACUGUAUACUGCUCAAACUAAAGCAGAAAACUUUAGACUAUUUCAAAACCUACUAUUAAGUGAAUAAUAUUAUUAUUAUUUAGAUACUAUCGAUAUCUUAAUUGAGAGACACAUCCAGAGAGAGAAAAUCUUAUUAAAUGCAAAUUUACGAAUGCUCAAGUCCUUUCAGCAACAAACAGACAAGAAAGAGGCCAGCUAGUGCUCAGUUAUAUCUCCUGGUACAUUCAGACACAGCCUGAUGAAGACGCUGUGAGAUCCCAUUAGGCAUUGAACUACCUCCAGAGUGGUACCAUCCCUGACCAUGCUGAUGACCUCUGACAGGUUCCGAAAACACCUACUGUAACACAAUCUGAGUCACUGUUUACUGCUCCUACAACAACACCACAACUACAAAUCCACAUACGAUAUAAAAGUGACCAAGAAGGUAGGGAACUGGAACAUUAUAUUAUAUAUGAGUGCCUGUAAAUCACAACACCUGGUGACUUCAAAUCAUGCUGAGUUAGUUUCAGUAGCCUAUUGGUUCAUCCAUGAGCAGUGACCUUACUAUACUGUACAUGUUGACCAACUCAUGCUGGCUAUCUCAUGUUACAGUAGCUCUGUUGUAAUAUUUCUAUCAUGUAAUCCUUUAAUUGUUUGGAGCACUCAACAUAUAACAUAUUUUAUUUACUUACAGUAUUAAGGACCUGUCUACCAAUGAGUAUGAGAGUAAAUUAUAUUUCUCAGAAAUAGUUUUGAAUAUAAUUGUUUCCUCUAAUCUAAAAAUGAACACAUUUAUAAAAGGUCUAAACUUGUCUAAAACCCUCGAUCAUAUCAUUUCUUAGUAGGGGAUAACAAUAAUGGUAUAAGGAAAGAAGACGUUUGGUGCUCUCGGCACAUAAAACAACAAAACCUUUCCAAAUAUGAAGGGUGACAUUAAAAAAAAGUCAUAAUAACUACUCUACUUAUGAAGACAAAAAGCAGUAUCCUAUGAAAGCAUUAUGUAUCAAUAUGCUUUUUUGUGGAAUGUUGAUAUGUAUUGUAAUACUAAUUAAACAGCAUAAUGACUUUUAAUUUACCAAAAUAGAUUGUUUUAUAUAUUAUGAAGGUGUAUAAAAAGUAAAAUUGUACCAUACAUAGUGAAAUAAUGCUUAUCCUCUGCCAACAACGAAAGAUGAAAUUUGACACAUCAAAGAGAAAAGCAGCAU